Messenger RNA from Tachysurus vachellii, 2459 nucleotides. Its product is annotated as myelin-associated glycoprotein-like. Bases 360 to 2126 code for a protein of 588 amino acids. The record is from RefSeq and is a predicted model, not a curated record. The transcript has 11 exons. NCBI's taxonomy places the organism in Eukaryota, Metazoa, Chordata, Actinopteri, Siluriformes, Bagridae.
UUCUUUUUGGUGGAAAAGGGGCAUAAAGAGACUUUUCUUCCUUAGAUUAGAUAACAGCUUUAUUGUUGGAUACUGCAGAGGGGUUGGUGAGAGGACGUGUGACGGAUUGUGGGGGAAUUUGGGAAGUUCGGGACAGUUGAAGCGUCAGACGGAGGAUUUUCUCCAAGUAACCAAUAAACUGCAAGCUUAGUGCAGACCACCAACAUGUGGUGAAGCCUCAGGACAAAUCGGCUGAACUACUGGUUUCUUCACACCCUUGACUUAAAAAAGGUGCAAAAGCGCCACCAUAAGCAGACGACAACAACCCAACUGCAAAGCUUCUUUACAGGUCUUCCCAGUUUUACAGGCUUGACUCUGUAAUGGAUAGGUUCGGGACACUCCAGCUCUUCACUGCAGUUUCUCUGUUAGGUCACGUGUGUCAUUGCUGGGAAGCGAAUGUACCCAAAACAGUCACAGCCGUCAGGGACAGCUGCGUGUUAGUGCCAUGCAACACGUUCCCUUACAGUAAAGUCAUCUGGUAUAAGUAUAAAUCCGUAGGCUACCCAGUUGUGUACUCCAAUGAACAGAGUGGCAUAAUGGAUCAAUUUAAAGGAAGAACAUCAGUCCCGGGAGAUGCCGAAAAUGGAAACUGCACUUUAAGGAUAAACAACGUCCAGACUGAAGACAGCGAAGUGGAUCUGUACGUGUGGGUCUGGAAACGUGAUGGAAGUGACAGUGGAUUUGAAUACCAUACCACUAAAAUAAACAUUUUGAAUCCCACAGAUCCUGUUAUAACUGCAGAAAGUGAGCAGGUGGAGGGAAAGGCUUUCACUGCAAAGUGUGAAUUCCGCACUUCCUGCCCCACACCACCGCAGAUGUUCUGGAAAGGUUUGGAUUACAUUUCUAAUAAAUUGAUCCACACGCAGAACGGUGAGACGUUAUGGGUCACCAAGAUCACCGGUACGUUCACUGUAACUCGCAAGAACCAGGGAGCACGACUCAGCUGCACCGCCAAGCUCAAAGAGCAGGAGUUUCAAAGUACUUCAGUCACGCUUGAGGUCUUGUAUGCCCCGACGGAUGUGAGAGUAGAUUUCACAGGAAAGAACAUUGUGGUCGAAGGUCACAGUAUCUCGCUUGCAUGUACCAGCGAUUGCAGGCCUUCAACCAUAGACUACGAGUGGGUCGUCAACCAGGACAGCACCACAAAGCGCUACAAAGGAAGCACUGUUGUCCUGCAAGAUGUUAUGAGAAACACAUAUGUUUCCUGUAUCGCCAUUAACGCCAUAGGACGCGGUGAAUCAAAGAAGCUACCGCUCACUGUCCACUAUGCCCCGACGGAUGUGAGAGUAGAUUUCACAGGAAAGAACAUUGUGGUCGAAGGUCACAGUAUCUCGCUUGCAUGUACCAGCGAUUGCAGGCCUUCACCCACAGACUACGAGUGGGUCAUCAACCAGAACAGCACCACAAAGCGCUACAAAGGAAGCACUGUUGUCCUGCAAGAUGUUAUGAGAAACACAUAUGUUUCCUGUAUCGCCAUUAACGCCAUAGGACGCGGUGAAUCAAAGAAGCUACCGCUCACUGUCCACUACCCUCCAUCCAUCUUGCCGGGUUCGUUUUGCUCCACGUCGAACAGACUACUAAAGUGUGUGUGUCAAGCUGUGGCCAAGCCAGACGCUGAGAUCUCUUGGACCAUAGAUGGCAGCAGUACACUUUCUCCAGCCUUAAACACCACGACCCUGCACACUGAUAGCGUGACGGUGUCGGAGUUGACCGGACAGUGGGACAGUGGGGGCAAUAUCACCUGCACAGCAACAAACAUCGCAGGGAGCAAAGUUCACCAAAUACAACUCCACGAAUGGGUUGAUUCAUUAGCGCUGGUGGCUGGGGUUGGGGCAGCCUGUGCGUGUGGCAUCGUAGGACUUGUGACAGUGAUCAUGAUUUGUAUAAAGAGACGCCGAGCAGAGCCACCUGCAGACCUCAUCGCUGUCCAGACUGUGAGGUCUGCUAAAAGAAGCAAUAACUACAGGCUAAGUUUAGAUGAAGACCUGUAUGUGAACACAGCGCAGGCUGAAAAGGAGUGUAAAGAACAGGUGACAUCACAGGAUGCAGAGUCUUGUAUCUAUGCGAAUUAUGACAAAGGGCCCUGAAUCAAGAGGAAUCGAGAUGGCGACGCAUUUAACGUGGAAGAAAGUUUUGUGCAUUGAUGUGACGGUCAUUUAAACAUUUCUGCUCUGAUUAAUAAUUAUGCUUCAUUCUGUCCAAUCUGUACAGAUAGAUAGAUAGAUAGAUAGAUAGAUAGAUAGAUAGAUAGAUAGAUAGAUAGAUAGAUAGAUAAGCACAUACUUUAUUUAUUAAUAAAUCAUAAAUAUGCAGGACUUUCUUUAUUAAUUCAUUUUCAGAUUUGUAGUUUUGAUUACGUACCUAUUUUUAUAUACAAAGGAUUGCUUAAAUUAUGUAUUUUUUGUUUUAAAAUAAAUAUG